This is a messenger RNA of Vicia villosa (hairy vetch), 1950 nucleotides long. Its product is annotated as probable zinc metallopeptidase EGY3, chloroplastic. The record is from RefSeq and is a predicted model, not a curated record. The coding region runs from base 223 to 1827 and encodes 534 amino acids. The transcript is spliced from 6 exons. Lineage: Eukaryota; Viridiplantae; Streptophyta; Magnoliopsida; Fabales; Fabaceae.
UAUCUCACUAAUACAAGACAUUAAAAUUAAAUGCUUUUUAAUACUAUAUUCCAAUUUUAAGUGAACAUAACUUCAACUUCAAAAAUCAAAACCUAAAACUAUAGAAAGAGAAGCAAGAAAAAGAUAAGGUUUAAGGGACUUGAAGCUUCUUUAAACUUCUCCAGACUUGUUGACUUGAACCAUGCACACUCCACAAACACUUCAUUCAAUUCAAUUCCAAAAAUGGCAACACUUUCUCCAUUUCCUCACACUCCCUCUCCUUUCAAAACCCCCAAUUCCAAAAAACUCAAAACCACUUCCUUCAACUUCAAAUUAUUCUCAUCUCUCAAAGACGAAAACAAUAACAACAACGGUGAUGCUGGAAGAGAAACAAACGAGUAUGAAGCGUUCGCGAACUAUCUGAGGAAUCCAUCACUUAAAACAUCACUUAAAUCACUUAAAGCAUCACUUAAAGCAUCAAUCAAGCGGAAUAAGAUGUUAAAUGAUAGAAUGUUAAAGGAGCUUGAUGAAGAUUUCAACAAGUAUCCAAUUCUUGCUAAUUUUGACAACGAUACUCGUCGAAUGUUGGUUAGGAAAAAAGAAAGGCUACAAAAAGCUGAAGAAACUUUCACAGAUCUUGAUCUCAAUAAGUUGAAUAGUUGCUUUGGUUUUGACACGUUUUUUGUGACGGAUAUUCCAAGAUAUGACGACGGAGGGAUUUUCUAUGGGAAUUUAAAGGGACCAAUUGAUGAAGUGAUUCCCAAGUUAGAGAAGAAACUCUCUGAUGCAGCUGGUAGAGAAGUUGUUUUAUGGUUUUAUCAAGAAGAAGAACAACAACAACAAGAAGAAGAAGAGGAAGAAUAUAACAUUACUAGACAGGUUUGUGUGGUGCAACCAAAAGAACAACUGGAUCUCCAAUUUGAAUCAAAUAAUCUGAGCAAUCCCUUUGGCUAUCUAAGUUCAAUUGCAUUAGCAGUUACUACUUUUGGAACAGUUGCUUCGAUGAGUGGCUCUUUCCUUACACCUAAUGCUACUUUUGGUGAUUAUCUUGCUAGUGUUGUGCCUUUAUUUGGUGGUUUCUUGUUUAUUCUCGGAGUUUCCGAGAUAGCCACCAGAGUAACUGCAGCGCGUUAUGGUGUUAAGCUCAGUCCUUCGUUCUUGGUGCCGUCAAUUUGGACAGGUUGCUUUGGAGUGAUGAAUAACUAUGAAUCUCUUCUCCCAAAUAAGAAAGCUCUUUUCGAUAUUUCUGUAGCGCGUACUGCUAGUGCAUAUUUGACUUCAUUGGCACUUGCUGUUGCUGCAUUUGUGGCUCAUGGAAGCUUUAAUGGUGGAGACAAUGCAUUGUACAUAAGGCCUGAAUUUUUCGAUAACAACCCUUUGCUUUCAUUUAUUCAAUUAGUUAUCGGGCCUUACACGGACGACCUAGGAGUUGUGUUGCCCUAUGCUGUCGAAGGUGUUGGAGUUCCUGUUGAUCCACUUGCUUUUGCUGGACUUUUAGGGAUGGUGGUGACUUCUUUGAACUUGUUGCCAUGGUGGCAACUCGAAGGAGGGCGAAUAGUGCAAGCCAUGUUCGGAAGAAGCACUGCUUCACGGUUAUAUUUUGGUUCAGUAUUAUUGCUUGGUAUUGGUGUCCUACGCGGGGGUGAUUUGUGUUUGGCAUGGGGAUUAUUUGCAAUCUCCUUUAGGGGAGGAGAAGAAAUACCUGCAAAAGAUGAGAUCACACCUCUAGGGGAAAGUAGAUAUACUUGGGGUGUUUUUUUCGGUCUAAUCUGUAUUCUCACCCUUUUUCCAAAUAUUGGAGGGACUUUCUCCAAUUCAUUUCUAAGUGAUCCAUUUUUUAGGGGAUAAAAUGUAAAUGUGUUGUAUAUUUGUAGAUGUAUGUAAUUAUGUGUAUAUAUUUAUACUUCUCACAACUAGAUAGAGUUGGGUUCCUUGUACUGUCUACUAAUGUAAUCAGCAACUUGGAUUCAA